UUUUUUGGAAACAAAGAAGGACCCAAACGUUUGACAAAAUAUUAGAUUUUAAUUUUAGAGUUAGGAAACUAUUUGAGAGUGAUUUGCACGAGAUCAAUGUGGUGAAUUACAAAAUGCAACACGAACACCUCUUCACACAAUCUCCAUCGCGCCACUCAUCAAUUACAUUACAUGGACGGUGAUUAUACUUUCACCUUUCCACUCUUCAAAUCUUCCAUUUUGAUUUCGGAAACACCAAAACAUAUAUAUAGAUGCUCAAAAUAUUUCAGUUUUUCAAGUUUAUCACUUUCCUUCAAAUUCUCAAGGUACUCAUUGAAUAUAGGGUUGAUGGAAGCUGUGCAUUUUUGUAUUUGAAAGAAUGAAUAUUGGCCUUGUCAAUGCCACCGUUUUGAUUUGUUACUGGAGUGAUAGUCCAACUAAAUUAAGCCAAGCAAUGCUAUGAAGCUGAAUGAUACUUCAGAUUGAUGGCGUAUCCGAUGUCACAUGUGUUGAUGCUUUUGUGUCAUAUCUAGUGUCUGUAAAACAAAUAAUUUUGGAUUUGCGGAGAGGGUUGUAAUGCUCAAUGUUGAUGCCGACCACUGGGAUAGGGAUGAAUUAUGCAAAGGAUGAUAUGAAUUUUAUUCAACAAGUACAGAGGCAUUACGUGGUUGUGAUUGGUGAAGAGAUUGAUUUAGAAAUUGAACUUGGAGAAGAUGAUCCUUCAUUUGGUAAUACUAUAGUAAUUGGUGUGCCAUUGCGGGGAUCUUUUGCAGAGGAGCAUGGUGAGAGCGCAGAUGGUGGUGGUUACUCAGCUUUCUAAAUAUGUUCGAGAUAUGUCUCAGACUCAACAAGUGAAUAUGAAGAAAAAUGUUAAAAGUUGGAGAGAGGAAUGAGCUGACACCUACAAAUGGGCUUGUGUCGGAUGUGAAAGACGGAAUGCCAAGGACUUUCUGCUAUGUCUGCAGGGAAUUUGGCUGGAAACAUCAGAGAAAUCCUUACGGGAAUGAAGGUAGCUGUAAUAUGCAGAUGAAUACCCUUGAAGACCACAAUAAUAAAUUGCUUAAUAAAGAGGCUUAUUGUCUUCAAUCGGUCUCCAAAUACAAAAUCACAGCUCUCAAGCCCGUUUACAUAAAAGAAGCUAAACUAAUCCACCUAAAUUGACACCAGAGAGAAUCGAACCUGAGACAUUGAGGAGGAGCAUACUCCCCGAUCCCAAGCCAAUACCACUAGGCCAACCUAAUUGGGUUUCCUAAUACACCUUAAUUGCGCACCAUUUAAUUUCUUGAUAAAAAAUGGUUGCAUUAUUUUGGGUAUUGUCUGACAAUUUCUAUGAUUGAAGCUGUAAUGUCAAAAACAGUGGGAUCUAUUCUUAAAGCUACAGUAAAAAGGGAUCCUCACGAGGCCGAGUUCAUUCAGGCAGUUCACGAGGUAGUUCAAGAUCUUGAGAGAGUCAUUGGGAAAAAUUCUCAGUGAGUUUUGUUCAAAUGGUUAUUAUUGUAUAAUUUUUAUUUAUUAUUACAGAUGACAAACCUAAUGUUUUAGAACUGUAUUUAUAAUAUCGUCACAUUUCUCUUGAAAAGCAAAUUUGAUGUAAAACUCAAGGGUAAUUUUUUUAGCCUAAUGUAAAUUAAAAAAAUCGUUUUUAAUCGAUUCAGUCGAAUCGAGGUUUGGCGUUGAUACAAUACUGAUUGAAAGUAACAAGAAUAUAAAGAGACUGUGAGGAGGUGUAUUGGGAAAAACCCAAGGUUUACACUGAAAGGAGAUAAGGUCUGAAAAUAGUUUAUAAAGAGUGGCACCCCUUGCCUUACAAGUUAGAAGCCGGUUUUGUAUGGAUGAGUUAAGUCCAAUAUAUAAACCUAAUAUAAGUUUUACCAAAAUCAUGUUUGAUAAAAAAAAAAAAAAAAACGCAUUUGACCCUCCAUAUUGUAUAUCCAAACAUGCGAUUAAUAUGUAAAUGAGAGAUAUGUUGCUUAUGAUGGACUAAAAAAUAGGUUGGUCCCUUCUCUUUACCGCACGUGGGUGGAAGUUGGUGGCCCCAAAAGAGGAUAAUAUUAAUAUUCAGCACACGUGCAUAUUGUGGAUUUCGAUUAGUAGCGGAUUUGCGGCCAAAUACAUGCUUCACAGUGAACCCGUAUCUAGAUUUAAAUAUUUUUAGUAUUAUAUUAAUGAUAAUCGGAUUAUAAAGUAACCGUUGCAUGGUGUUCUUAAUUUGAUAGUUUUCCAAAAACGUGACAAACUUUUUUAUUCGAGAUAAAUAUAAGAAUACCAUCGCAGGUUAGUUCCUAUCUACCAUCUUUUGUUUGAUGUUUUCGCCUUUUGUAUGAAAUUCUGUGUAGUUUGAAAGUCCUGUUGUUUUCUCUUCGUACCAGAUUAUUGACGCUGGUGGGAAGGAGUUCAGAUUUACAUGGUUGAGGGUGAUGAUCUAUGUGAUAGUCUUGAACAGCAUCAAGGUGUAGAUGGAAAUGGUUUGCUUGUUGAAUCUGGGUGUGCCUGGCGCAAAGUGAACUUACAACGUAUCUUGGAAGAGUCAACUAAGAAUCUGGUCAAAAUGCGGUCACAUGAAGCCGGACACAAUCUCAAGCCACACAAGUCGCCUGAAGAAAAUCAUAACCAAACACCUGCCGUUGAAGAGUUUCAUGAUCAGACAUUUGCUGCACAGGGACUUCAUGAUCAGACAUUUGCUCCACAGGGAGGUUUUGAUUAUAGUGAAGGUAGGUCAGGCAGCUCCAGUGCUAGUGGAAGUGAUAGUGAAAGUAACAGCAGCGACAGUGGAAGUGACAGUGGAAGCUAUAGUAGUAGCAGAAGUAGAAGUUCCGAUGGAUCAUCGAGUGAGAGUAGUAGUGACAGUGAAAGUGAUACGUCUUCCAGCAGCGAGGGAUUAGAGAGUACCGAUGAGGACGUAGAUAUUUUGAGUGAUGAAAAAGAGCCAAAGCACCAAGCAGAAGUCUGUGAUCAAAGAACGUCCUUGCCCAUUCCAGUAAAAUCUCUUGAUGGAAAGUCUACGCAGAAUGCGGUUGAUGAGAAGCAGGAUGAUAAUAAAUCUGAUGCAGUUGAUAUUGAAAAAGACUCAUCUAAGGAAUGGGAAGCUAAAAUGGCGCCGACUACAAAUACCAUUUCUGAUAGAGUUAGAAAAUAUGCAGAAGAGACAAAGGCUUUUUCAUAUGAUUAUCAACAGCCCCAGGAGCGCAAAGAUUAUACAAGGAGUUCGUUUUAUGAAAGGGGAAGUGAAGUCAAAGAUAGCUCCAGGAACGAACAAUCUGACAGCUUUGAGAAACUAUCUACAGGUAAGCAUCAGAGGGAUUCUGAAUUGAAGAACAUUGGUGAGAAAUCUGAAGGUACAAAGAGGUUGAAAGGAGGAAAUCUUGACUCGUGAAUCAUAUUCUAUGGAUACAUGUUUAAAUGUUUGGGAACUCUAGAAAAUUUUCUCAUUUGGAAUUUACUGAAGACAUUGGUAAGGCCCCUGUAACAGAAAUUAAGUGAAUUAGCUUAUUUUAAGUCUGAGUUUUACUUUAUGUUUUUUACCCUUUUAGCCUUGAGGGUGUAUUUAAACUUGGCCUUGUGCUUCAUUUGCAAUGAGUCAACAUUUCAACAAAA
Medicago truncatula (barrel medic) is the source of this 3573-nucleotide messenger RNA. RefSeq names its product clumping factor B. The transcript is spliced from 5 exons. Bases 2384 to 3352 code for a protein of 322 amino acids. The record is from RefSeq and is a predicted model, not a curated record. Lineage: Eukaryota; Viridiplantae; Streptophyta; Magnoliopsida; Fabales; Fabaceae.